GGAAGGUCUCCCGAUGAGUUAAAAUGGUGCUGAGGCUCGAGGGGAGCUGGUCGCUGCUCGUGGGGAAGAAGUUCCUCAGCCUUUCAGAGGAAGAGGACAGGUCGUGGGACACCAAUUGCAUCUUGGAAUGGCCUUGGAAGUCAGGCAGGAUACGAGCAGUUUCACACACGGACAUAUCCAAGCAAGACCUCAAGAUUUGUGUAGAAUUUGAUGAUGAGCCAUGGGAAAAAAGAAGAUGGAUAGAAGUCUACAGCCAUAAAAUGAAAGUAUUCCUGGUGGAGCAAAAGCUGGUCCUGGCUGAAAGAAAAUCUCCAGGCAGUUCUGUGUCUUCAGUCCAGUGGCCUGCAAUGACUUACAAAUCCUUAGUGGACAAAGCUGGUUUGGGACCAAUGGUUUCAGUACGCUAUCUCGGUGAAGAGAAAUGUGUUUUUCUUUCUAAAGACCUUCUGACACCCAUUCAGGAUAUGGAUGGUUCGAGGCUUCCUCUUAAGGAUGAUCAAAAUGUUAAUGAAGAAAUCCAGGCUUUGGUUAAGAAACACCUAGACGAAACACGCUUGGUACAAGGUGGAAAAAAUAUAAUUGGUUCAAAAAUUAGAAUUUAUAGCCUGGAUCCAUCUACUCAGUGGUUCACAGCGGUUGUUGUCAAUGGUAAUCCAGCUACAAGAACUCUAGAAGUCAACUGUCAGGAGAUUCCAGCUUUAAAAACUCUUGAUCCAGAGCUAAUUCACGUUGAAAUCAUAUAUGAUGACAACGGAAAAUGUGAUAAACCUAAAAGAAUUGGGGGCAUAAAAAGGAAGUCAUCUGAGAAUAGUGGAGGUGUUGAUGCUAAACACACAAAAUCUUCUCCUGAGGUUUCUCCCAAUCAGGGACAUGUGCAGUCAGUACCAACAGUUCUGGAUGAAGCAUUGCUAGGAUGUACUCCUGCUAAUAAAGACCAAAGGCAUCAAGGCCUGCCCUUGCCAGCUAACUCACCACCCAAUCUCAGUGCCAAAACUCCUCAGGGCACAUGUAGACGAAGCUUACCGGAAUCUCAUCCUUCUUGUCUUAAUACGGGAAUUAAACCACUGAAGGAAGAUCUGACGGCCUUUCCUAAAGUGGGGUUUAUAUCUAAACAACAAACACAAAAUGUCAGUGAUCAAAAUAGUAAAUACACUUCUUUGACAACCUCAAGAUCUUCAUCUUUGACUGAUUCAGCUAGUGAAAAAGGAACCAAUCUGAAAAAUACAAAUGAACCUCUUAAGAAGCCUGCCACAGACUUCCCAAGAGAGUGCGUUUCUGUGAAACAGUUGCAACACCUUAACUCUUCCAUAGCAAUACCCAGAGUCAGUAGCACUCUCGAACUGCAGCGGACUUUAGAUUGUAGACCCUCAACCUCAGAUGCUCAUCUUCUCUCUUUCACGGAAUCUGGGGUUAAAUCGCACAGCAAUUGCAAUAGCCAGAACAACCACAAAGGAAACAAGUUGGAAGAAUUUAUGGACAUGGAUUUUAUUAGAAAAAAUUCAAAUGAGAUUCUUUAUGACAGAAAUGAAAACGAAAGCUUUUGGACUGGCAGUGCCAAGAUCCAGGAUAAUAUAAUUGUUCGCAAGUCCAUUUUAGCAGAUGCUGCUAAAGUGAAGAAGCUGCAGCAAAGUGGAGAAGCGUUUGUGCAGGAUGGUUCCUGCAAUAAUAUCGCACCUCACUUGCAUAAGUGCAGGGAAUGCCGUUUGGACAGUUAUCGGAAGAACAAAGAGCAAAGAGACUCCACUGUUUUUUGUAGAUUCUUUCACUUCAGAAGGCUGCAGUUUAAUAAGCAUGGAAUACUGCGUGAGGAAGGCUUCUUAACUCCAAAUAAGUACGACCCUGAGGCUAUUAGCUUGUGGCUGCCUUUAUCAAAAAAUGUUGUGGGUCUAGAUCUCGACACAGCCAAGUAUAUCCUAGCCAACAUCGGAGACCACUUCUGUCAGCUCGUAAUAUCUGAGAAGGAAGUUAUGUCUACGAUUGAACCACACAGGCAGGUGGCCUGGAAGCGUGCAGUUCGUGGGGUUAGAGAAAUGUGUGAUGUCUGUGACACCACGAUCUUCAACCUUCACUGGGUCUGCUCUAAGUGUGGCUUCGGCGUGUGCGUGGAUUGUUACAGGAUGAAGAAAAAAAGCUUCCAUGAAGAUGAUGACUCGGAUACUUUCUCCUGGUUUAAAUGUGUGAAGGGGCAGGUACAUGAACCGGAGAAUCUAAUGCCUACACAAAUCAUUCCCGGAAAAGCUCUCUAUGAUGUUGGUGAUAUUGUCCACUCCGUAAGAACCAAAUGGGGAAUAAAGGCAAAUUGUCCCUGCGCAAACAAGCAGUUCAAGGCACUAUCAAAGCCAACUCUAAAGGAGGAUUCAAAACAGAACUUGGUACCUGGCGAGAGGACCAGCCUUCAACACAGCAGUUUUGUCCUGAGCCCCCAAGCCACUACACACGAUCCCCCUCUGAAGUCAGCAAUUGCAAGUAAACAAACUGCUUCAGGAAACACUGCUCCUUCAUUAAGUUGGCUGUCAAACCUAACAAGUGGAAACGUGAACAAAGAAAACAAAGAGAAACUCCUCAUACCUAUUUCAAAGAACGAAAAUAAGCCUCUCCAGACACUCCCUAGUUUAGCCAAGCCUGCAGCAGCCCUGCAGACAUUCAACAGUGCAAUACUGACCCCUGUGAGCAACAACAACACAGGCUUCUUGCGGAAUCUGCUGAACUCUUCCGGAGGAAAGACAGACAACGGACUCAAGAGCACACCCAAAAUCCUCGAUGACAUUUUUGCUUCCCUGGUGCAAAAUCGAACCGUUACAGACCUGCCGAAGAAACCUCAAGGACUGACUAUAAAGCCCACGAUAAUGGGCUUUGAUACGCCUCACUACUGGUUAUGUGAUAACCGCUUGUUGUGUCUUCAAGAUCCUAACAAUGAAAGUAAUUGGAAUGUCUUCAGGGAGUGCUGGAAGCAGGGCCAGCCUGUAAUGGUGUCAGGAGUGCACCACAAAUUAAAUGCAGACCUCUGGAGACCAGAGUCCUUCAGGAAGGAGUUUGGCCAACAGGAAGUAGAUCUGGUUAACUGCAGGACCAAUGAAAUCAUCACCGGAGCUACUGUAGGUGAUUUCUGGGAUGGAUUUGAAGAUAUUUCAAGUCGCCUGAGAACAGAAGAAGGAGAGCCAAUGGUGUUGAAGCUUAAAGACUGGCCUCCAGGGGAAGACUUCAGAGACAUGAUGCCUUCUCGGUUUGAUGAUUUGAUGAAAAAUAUUCCACUGCCAGAAUACACAAGGAGAGGCGGCAAGCUCAACCUUGCCUCUCGACUUCCCAACUACUUUGUGCGACCAGAUUUGGGCCCCAAGAUGUACAACGCCUACGGCCUAAUAACACCAGAGGAUAGAAAAUAUGGCACAACAAACCUGCACUUGGAUGUGUCCGACGCAGCUAACGUUAUGGUUUACGUGGGUAUCCCCAAAGGCCAGGCCGACCAAGAAGAAGAAGUGCUUAAAACCAUACAAGAUGGUGAUUCUGAUGAGUUGACAGUGAAGCGUUUUACUGAGGGUCGAGAAAAACCUGGAGCUCUGUGGCACAUUUAUGCUGCUAAAGACACGGAGAAGAUCCGGGAAUUCCUUAAAAAGGUUGCGGAAGAACAAGGCCAAGAAAACCCGGUGGAUCACGAUCCCAUUCACGAUCAGAGUUGGUACUUGGACCGAUUGCUAAGGAAACGCCUUCACCAGGAGUAUGGAGUUCAAGGCUGGGCUAUUGUACAGUUUCUAGGAGACGUAGUUUUCAUUCCAGCGGGAGCUCCACACCAGGUCCAUAAUUUGUACAGUUGUAUCAAGGUGGCAGAAGACUUUGUAUCCCCAGAGCACGUCAAGCAUUGCUUCUGGCUCACUCAGGAAUUUAGGUAUCUGUCGCAUACGCAUACGAACCACGAAGACAAACUGCAGGUGAAGAACGUCAUCUACCACGCUGUUAAAGACGCAGUCGGGAUACUGAGAGCCAACGAAUCCAGCCUUAGCAGACCGUGAGGUAGAAAGCCUUAACCACGCACUAUGAAACAGAAGCGUUGGCAGCUGUUUUAACUACUCAGUCAGGACCUCUGCGGACUUUGAGAUUAUAUGAAUGUUACCUCAUCUUCCUUUCGGCAGUACCAGCGGCUCGUGGUACUAUGUUCUGUGUAUCCUUCCAAUGUUUACAAACCUGAUAUGUAUAUGUAGUAAUAUGUAUGGACUGUGGCAUACUGUGAAUGCUCAGUUGCAAUAGAACUUUAUAUGGAGUUGCUCUCCAGACUGUACAAAAUACCUCCUAUAGGACUGUUGGAAACGAUUCCGAAUUACACGUUUGAAAAAUAUUAUUCGAGACCUUGUAAAGCUCCAAUUUUUUAAAAUGUAUUUUGGGGUGUGGAGGGGAGAAGACCGGAGUCACCCAGUUUCAUAACCAAUUUACAUAAAGGUAAGAAUGCAGUUCUGGGAUUUCGCAUUAACAUAGAACUAGCAUUUUAAAGUAGCUUUAAGCUAUUGUAUAGUAACAUAGAGAUGGGGGCUAACCAUCUUUAGGUAAAUGUAUUUAAAUUUCUAAAUGUUAAAAGGAACUUUUAAUCAAAUGUCUUCUGUUCGAAAUGGCCCUUUCCUUUGGGCAUAUGUUUGAUUCUCUGGUUUUUAACACUUGAAUGGUCUACAUAAAAUUCUUCUAUUUCA
Messenger RNA from Eurypyga helias (sunbittern), 4676 nucleotides. It is a transcript of the gene KDM3A, whose product is annotated as lysine (K)-specific demethylase 3A. Lineage: Eukaryota; Metazoa; Chordata; Aves; Eurypygiformes; Eurypygidae. Gene Ontology annotation, biological process: regulation of transcription by RNA polymerase II. Gene Ontology annotation, molecular function: histone H3K9 demethylase activity; transcription coregulator activity; chromatin DNA binding. Bases 24 to 4007 code for a protein of 1327 amino acids. The transcript has 25 exons. Gene Ontology annotation, cellular component: chromatin; histone deacetylase complex. The record is from RefSeq and is a predicted model, not a curated record.